UUCAGUGUGCCUGGAACAUGAGAUUUUUUUGCCAGAGGUGUUCUGCAUUCUGAAAGCAUUCUGAAAUAAUCGUUCGACUGAAGAGGCCAGAAGUGAGAUGGUCUGAGGCAAAAUAAUGCCAAAAUAAACAAACUGUCAACAUUUGCACAGAAUCCUAAAGAUAGGACGGUAUAUAACCUGUUUAGGUUUAUCAGCAAAACAAGUUGAUUUGGUGGCGAGUGUCACUUUAAGCAGAGCAGUUCAGGUCUGUCAGUCUUACAUUUUGUAUUAAACCAAAGCAGGAGAACAGUGGGGGAUUUAAAGUAGCCUCUUCUGUUAUCCAGAUGUGUUGCUGGUGAGUGACAAAUACACCCUUUCAGCUCCUUCAGGGUUACAUCACUUGUUGUGUUCAGUGUCACUACGAGUUUUCAAUGUCUGGAUUUGAAAUGGCACAACAAAAAGCAGCAUAACAUAUAUAUUUUUUGUGGUUUAUUUAAAUAUAAGGGCAACUGAACUGGAACUGAAUUAAAUCAAAUAAUUGAGAUAAAAUAUUAUAGGAUGACAACUCAGUCUACAAUGAAAUGAAAGGUAUAGUACUUCAAGAAUCACUUGUUUUUUCUUUUUUUAUCUUUGCAUUUUACAUUUCCUUCCAUUGUUUUUUUCAGGUCCCUGAAUUGUUUGUCUUUGAUUAAUUUACCUCUUGUUACAGAAUGAAACCUUAGAUGUUCUUCCUAGUAAAUGUUGACUCUCAACUCUUUCCAUGUGUCAGUCAACCAGGUUCUUAUUGUGCUGCUGUUGCUGCUGGCAUGUUUGCUUCUCCAUAGUUCACUGAAACCCUCCACUCAACUAAAAAAAGCAUACAGGCAGAGCCAUGGUUUAACAGCUGACCUCCCAGCAGAAGAGGCUAAAACAGAUGAUGUUGUUCCUGUUAUCAUCUGUGCCUCCGAGGAGCGUACUGGGGCAACCAUGGCAACCAUCAACAGCAUCAUUAGUAACACAGAUUCCAGUGUUUUCUUCUACAUUGUUACUCUGCGUGAUGCAGUCAAAAUAGCAAGGAGGUAUAUAGAGAAGACCAAGCUGAAAGUCAUCCAGUAUAAGAUUUUAGAAUUUAACCCUAUGGUUCUAAGAGGAAAGGUGAAGCCAGAUUCUUCUCGUCCUGAUCUCCUUCAUCCACUUAAUUUUGUCAGAUUUUACCUACCUCUACUAGGGAUCAGCCACAGGAGAGUCAUAUAUGUGGACGACGAUGUCAUUGUGCAAGGUGACAUUAAGGACCUUUAUAAUAUAAAGCUGAAAGCAGGACAUGCUGCUGCUUUUGCCUCUGACUGUGACUUACCCUCCACACAUGAGAUGGUUCGAAGCAUUGGCAUGCAGCUUGUUCCUCAGACCACCUACAUGGGCUUCCUGGACUACAGAAAGCAAGAAGUGAAAGACUUGGCCAUCAACCCCAACCACUGCUCCUUUAACCCCGGAGUAUUUGUCGCAGAAAUCAAAGAGUGGAAGAAGCAGAAGAUCACCAAACAGCUGGAGAGAUGGAUGGAGAAGAAUUUUAGGCAGAACAUUUACAGCAGUGCUAUGGCAGGAGGCGUGGCCACUCCGCCCAUGCUUAUAGUGUUUCAUGACAAAUACACAGCGCUGGAUCCUCUUUGGCAUGUCAGACACCUGGGCUGGAGCCCCGAUGCACGCUAUGCAGAGAGCUUCCUGCAGGGGGCACACCUGCUGCACUGGAAUGGCCCAUUCAAACCAUGGAAUGACCCAGCUGUCCACUCGGAUCUGUGGGAAAGGUGGUUCAUACCUGACCCGUCUGGAAGAUUCACUUUGACUCGGCCUGGCAGUGACAGCUAAGGCCCAGCGCUGCAGGAACUGAUCCACACUUUUAAAAAAGGAAGCCUAGUCUGCUGCUCCACUAAAAGGCUGCCUUUGUGUUCUAACUAAGGGGGCUUCUUUUAACUCCUCCUCUCAUUUUGUCCUCAUCUUAUAAGUUUGUCUUAUGUUAAAAUGUGAACUUAAUAUGUGGAAUCAAGGUGAUAAUAAUCUCUGAAUUAUUGGUCCAUAAAUUAUAAAUAGGGAAUGCAGCUUUUCAGGUGAUAAGUUUGAUGUGUUAGGAGUUAACUAUUAAAUAAACUCACACAAACGAUUCAUGGCAGAUUUAAGUUUUAUGCAUUUAUAUCUGUUUGAUUUUCUUUAGGAACUCAUAUUGUAUACAUACAGUAUAUGCCUAUAAAGUAAUUAUUUUCUACAUUAUCUUCUGAUUUCUAUGUAUUGAAUAUAAUUAGUUAGUAUAUACUAACAGAAUUUAAAUAAUUAAAGUUGUAAAAGAAACAAGAUUCUGGUAUUUAAAUUUUAUGUGAUUUGUUUUUAUUGAAGUUAUGAGAAGUGAAAUAGGGAAUUGUGUAGAAUAUUCAUAUUUCUUGUGGUGUAUAUACAUAUAUUUUUAAUUCUCAGUAUUAUUUAGGCUUAUUAAUGAUCAUUUAGAGAUAUAAAAACAUAGAUUUGGCUCAGAUAAUUGAAAUUCAUUUAAAAAUACCCAAUAAAAAAAAAAAAGUCUUAUACUUUU
This is a messenger RNA of Xiphophorus couchianus (Monterrey platyfish), 2533 nucleotides long. RefSeq names its product glycosyltransferase 8 domain containing 2 (gene glt8d2). The transcript has 8 exons. NCBI's taxonomy places the organism in Eukaryota, Metazoa, Chordata, Actinopteri, Cyprinodontiformes, Poeciliidae. Gene Ontology annotation, cellular component: Golgi apparatus. Bases 718 to 1821 code for a protein of 367 amino acids. The record is from RefSeq and is a predicted model, not a curated record. Gene Ontology annotation, molecular function: glycosyltransferase activity.